GCGCAGAAGGCGAGCGGCGCCUGCGCUGGGUGCAGGCCCGGCCCCGCCGCAGCCGCUGCUGCCCUCCCGCCGCUCGUUUCUCCGCUAAGCCCCUCGGGCCCCUUUUCGCCGCCAAGAUGCCGCGGAUUAUGAUCAAGGGCGGCGUGUGGCGGAACACCGAGGAUGAAAUUCUGAAAGCAGCUGUGAUGAAAUAUGGCAAAAACCAGUGGUCUCGUAUUGCUUCCUUAUUGCACAGGAAAUCAGCAAAGCAGUGCAAAGCCAGAUGAUAAUUUUCUGACAACGGCAGUUUUGGCUUGAGGAUGAAUGUUUAGAAACUGCACUGUGAAAUUUCAGUUUAUGUCAAAAAUCGGAAGCCUAAAACUAAUGCAAAUAGAUGCAGCAUGAACCCAUUUCAAAAUCCAGCUGAUCUGGCAUAGUCUGAAGUAGUACAUGUAUUUAUUGGAAUAUUUCUGCAUAAAUUAACUGUACUGGCACAGUUAAAGGUACGAAUGGCUAGACCCAAGCAUCAAAAAGACAGAGUGGUCACGGGAAGAAGAGGAAAAACUGUUGCACCUGGCCAAGCUAAUGCCAACCCAGUGGAGAACUAUUGCCCCAAUUAUUGGGAGAACUGCCGCACAGUGUUUGGAGCACUAUGAAUUUCUGCUGGACAAAGCUGCUCAGAGAGACAAUGAGGAAGAAACUGCCGACGAUCCUCGGAAACUUAAACCUGGAGAAAUUGAUCCAAAUCCAGAAACCAAACCAGCCAGGCCAGAUCCUAUCGAUAUGGAUGAAGAUGAACUUGAAAUGCUGUCUGAAGCUCGAGCUCGUCUGGCUAAUACGCAGGGAAAGAAGGCGAAAAGAAAAGCAAGAGAGAAGCAGCUGGAAGAAGCUAGACGUCUUGCUGCUCUUCAGAAGAGACGAGAACUUCGAGCUGCUGGGAUUGAGAUACAGAAAAAAAGGAAAAAGAAGAGAGGUGUGGAUUAUAAUGCAGAAAUUCCAUUUGAAAAGAAACCCGCACCUGGUUUUUAUGAUACAUCAGAGGAAAACUAUCAGAUUCUGGAUGCAGAUUUCAGAAAGCUACGUCAGCAAGACCUGGAUGGAGAAUUAAGAUCUGAAAGGGAAGGACGAGAGCGCAAAAAAGACAAACAGCAUAUGAAGCGGAAAAAAGAAUCAGACUUGCCUUCAGCUAUUCUGCAGACCAGUGGGGUGUCAGAGUUCACAAAAAAAAGAAGUAAAUUAGUGCUUCCAGCACCUCAGAUAUCUGAUACAGAACUUGAAGAAGUUGUAAAAGUCGGCCAGGCGAGUGAGAUUGCACGCCAGACUGCUGAGGAAUCUGGAAUUACAAACUCAGCUUCCAGCACUCUGUUGUCUGAAUACAAUGUGACCAACAACAGCAUAGCCUUGAGGACUCCGAAAACUCCAGCAGCACAAGACAGGAUCCUGCAGGAAGCACAGAACCUGAUGGCUCUCACCAAUGUGGAUACCCCCCUGAAAGGAGGUCUUAACACACCCUUGCAUGAAAGUGACUUUUCAGGGGUAACUCCCCAGAGGCAGGUUGUUCAGACUCCAAAUACUGUGCUUUCCACGCCCUUCAGAACACCUUCUCAAGGACAAGAAGGCUUAACUCCUCGUGGAGGACUAACUCCUAAGCCUGUGGUUGGUACAACUCCUGGUAGAACUCCAUUACGUGAUAAAUUGAACAUCAACCCAGAAGAGGGGAUGGCAGACUACAGUGAUCCAUCUUAUGCAAAACAACUGGAGAGAGAGUCUCGUGAACACCUGCGCCUCGGGCUCAUGUCCCUUCCUGCUCCAAAGAACGACUUUGAGAUUGUUUUACCUGAAAAUGCAGAAAAAGAACUCGAGGAACAUGAAGUAGAUGAAGCCUUUGUGGAAGAUACGGCUGAUAUAGAAGCCCGCAAGCAGGCUCUCCGAGAGGCAGAGCGUGCGAAGGAACUGAAGAGAAUGCACAAAGCUGUUCAGAAAAAUCUGCCGCGUCCCUCAGAAGUUAAUGAAACAAUAUUGAGACCCUUGAAUGUGGAGCCACCUCUAACAGAUUUGCAGAAAAGUGAAGAGCUAAUAAAGAAGGAGAUGAUUACUAUGCUUCAUUUUGAUCUUUUACACCAUCCGUUUGGAGACCAGUCUAGCGGUAAGAAGGGGAAAGGCCCAGGAUUUGGAACCAACAAUGCAGAACAUAUGGCUUACUUGGAACAAAAUCCUUACGAGAAGUUCUCCAAAGAGGAUCUCAAGAAGGCACAGGAUCUACUGGCACAAGAGAUGGAAGUGGUAAAGCAAGGAAUGGGGCAUGGAGAGCUCUCAAGUGAAGCUUAUAACCAGGUGUGGGAGGAAUGUUACAGCCAAGUGUUGUAUCUGCCCGGACAGAGCCGCUACACAAGAGCUAACUUGGCCAGCAAAAAAGACAGGAUAGAGUCACUUGAGAAGAGACUUGAGAUAAACAGAGGUCAUAUGACAACUGAAGCAAAGAGGGCUGCCAAGAUGGAAAAGAAGCUGAAGAUUUUGCUUGGUGGUUAUCAGUCUCGAGCAAUGGGCCUCAUCAAACAGUUGAAUGAUUUGUGGGACCAAAUUGAACAGGCUCAUCUGGAGCUACGUACUUUUGAGGAGCUGAAGAAACAUGAAGAUGCUGCUAUCCCAAGGAGACUGGAGUGUCUAAAGGAAGAUGUGCAGCGGCAGCAGGAGAGAGAAAAGGAGCUCCAGCAGAGAUUUGCUGAUUUCAUGUUGGAUAAAGAGACUUUUCAAGCAAAGUAUUAAAGCACAAAAUUCCUUUUGUCGCUGAUGUAACAUUUUUAAAGUGUACAGAUACUUCUCCAGCAGCUUUUGCCGUCAGUCACAGAAAUCAAGUGUAGUCUGCUGUUUGUCAACUUUUGUUCCUUUGAUGGACUAUUUCAAAUGCUCUCGAUAUGAAUGGCCUUGUCCAGGAUGAAAAAACAUUGGAUCAAAAUGUCCAAAGUUUUAUUAAAAGAAGUCACUCUGAUAUGAUUUUAGCCAUGUCUUCAUUUGCUGGGACUGUCACAUUAUUCCUAGUGUUUUAUCAGUCUUAAGACCUAUGAGAUAACAUGCCUGAGAGUAAUGUCUCUUGAAUAAACCUGGAAUGUUAAAAAUAAUUAUGAAAUAAAAUGCUUGUCUUAACUGAAACAGA
Anas platyrhynchos (mallard) is the source of this 3133-nucleotide messenger RNA. RefSeq names its product cell division cycle 5 like (gene CDC5L). NCBI's taxonomy places the organism in Eukaryota, Metazoa, Chordata, Aves, Anseriformes, Anatidae. Gene Ontology annotation, cellular component: Prp19 complex; spliceosomal complex. The record is from RefSeq and is a predicted model, not a curated record. Gene Ontology annotation, molecular function: RNA polymerase II transcription regulatory region sequence-specific DNA binding; DNA-binding transcription factor activity, RNA polymerase II-specific. Gene Ontology annotation, biological process: mRNA splicing, via spliceosome; regulation of transcription by RNA polymerase II.